CUCAAAUAAGCGCUCGCGGCGCUGUCGAGAGGCAUUGAAGGUUUCAAGUACGUGGUUGGGACAGAGCCGCACGAACCUGGUCAAGUCACAAGUGAGGCGCGAGGCGCGAGGUGUCGCGUCACGUGCGCGUAUCUAGUCGAUGAACUUCAGCUUUUUGCUUCACUCGCUUUAGCAUCCACCUUGCUAUUUUAGAAUCGCAAGAGGCUGUAGAAACCGCAACUGAUCUCAAAGUAGUUGCUGAAUUAGCAAUCGAAUGACACAGCACAUGCACCGUAUCUUCAAAGGACUUUCUGCAAGCGUCAAAAGGGCUUCGAGACUCGCACCUCAUCAAUCUCUCCACACUCAACACACAGAGUGUGUCCCUCGACUCUGGGAGUCCAAUUCUGCGUUGGACCCCUAUCACUACACCAGUGGAAGAUGGCUUCACCGUGAGGAAGAGCAUCAACGCGCAAGAUACAUUAAAUUCGAUCUCAAUGCUCUAUGCCGCAAAGCCAUAGAAGCCUAUCCGGGCGCAUCCCGAGUUGUAAACUACGAGAAAAAAGAGGGUGGUUUCAACCGCGUGUUCAUCCUUCAUUUCGAUAACGGCGCCAAGGUUAUUGCGCGAGUCCCCUUCCGUCUUGCAGGUCCUCUAGCCUUGGUGACGCAUUCUGAGGUCGCAACGAUUGCAUACGUCCGGUCUCGCACAUCUCUGCCAGUGCCGGAGAUACUCGAUUGGAGCGACGAUCCCGAAAAUGAUAUCGGCACUCCAUACAUCAUAAUGAAGCACGCUUCAGGGGUUCCAUUGCAAGAAAGGUGGCCAACUAUGAAUACAGAACAAAAAAUUCGGUGUGUUGAACGCCUAUCCCGAUACCUAAGAGAACUUGCAGCCCUCCAAUUUCCCGCAUUCGGUAGCCUGUAUUUCUCAGAGUCAUUGGUGAGCGGGAAAGGGGCAAUCGAUAUCGGGUCUUCGUUUUGCAUUGGACAACAUUGCGGUACAGACUAUUGGCCCUCUAUUCCGACGGAGCCACGAUACUACGAGCGCCGAGGGCCAAACCGUGGACCAUGGAAGGAUCUCAGAGAAUACAGUACAGGAUUAUUAGAUGCCGGAUAUUCACGUUUGCCUCCCAGCCCGGCGAAGGAUGAAUUUGAGGGCACGGUCGACGAACAUCUUCGAUUACUCAAGCUCAGUGAAGAAAUUCUUGACGUUCUCUUACAACAAGAGGAUAUUCAGAAGGUUGCAGAGCCCACGCUUCUCCACAUCGAUUUCCAUAAGCGCAAUAUCUACGUUUCUGACGACGAUCCGCGGGUGGUUACGGCGAUUAUUGACUGGCAGUCUGCCUGUAUUGAGCCAAUGUUUUGCUACGCUCACGAGACGCCUGACUUUGUCGAGGCACCAGCCGACAUUCAGGAAUAUUUGCGACAAUUUCUUGGUCCAAGUUCUGAGGAUGUUCCCGAUGAUCCCGCUCGUGAGAAGGCCAAGCAGAAGCCGGAAAAGGAGAUUGAUCUCUGCCAAAAGACCUACACCACGAUUCUUCGGGCCCUGAUACCGAAUCUCUGGUCCGCCAUGCAAAUGGAUCAACGAUACGUUCGACUAUUCCGCUAUUGCAACUCUUCGUGGAGAGAUUGCGCCGUCGCGCUUCGUCAAGAGAUCUUAGAGCUGUCAGAAGGCUGGCAGGACCUCGGUUUACCAGGCACCUCUCCCUAUCAACCAAGUGAGGAGGCACUUGCAGCGCAUCGCAAUGCAUGGGAAGACUAUGAGACAGUGCAGAAACUCAGAUUGUUCAUGUUCAAGAUGGCGGGGUCAAACUCGGAUGGCUGGGUUCCUAAUGAGCACUGGAAGGAGGCACAGGUCGUCUGUCGCGAUGCUUUUGGGCUAUGGAUGGAGGCUAUGAGAGAAGAAAACGAUCCCAACAUGACUGAAGAGAAGGCUCGAAGACUUUGGCCGUUCGAAGCUAUUCAGUGACCUGGGAGGCGUCUUGCGAAAAGCGGAACUCUGAUAAUGAUGGACGGACUUACAUUCAACUUGCCUUGAGGGGCCGAGAAUAAUUCAAGCUAGUGGGGCCGGCAUACACUAUAAGCCUGAGGCUCUUGGAAGGCCUUGAAUUAUCAAAUCAGUCACCGCUUCUACAGCCCAUGUCUACUAGUACGCUAUCGUGCAAUAUCAGGC
Molecule: messenger RNA, 2146 nt
Organism: Lindgomyces ingoldianus
Lineage: Eukaryota; Fungi; Ascomycota; Dothideomycetes; Pleosporales; Lindgomycetaceae
Product: kinase subdomain-containing protein
Exons: 4
Coding region: 254-1942 (562 amino acids)
Cellular component (GO): mitochondrion
Source: RefSeq, a predicted model, not a curated record